Molecule: messenger RNA, 736 nt
Organism: Calidris pugnax (ruff)
Lineage: Eukaryota; Metazoa; Chordata; Aves; Charadriiformes; Scolopacidae
Gene: CUNH11orf97
Product: chromosome unknown open reading frame, human C11orf97
Exons: 4
Coding region: 1-378 (125 amino acids)
Cellular component (GO): ciliary base
Source: RefSeq, a predicted model, not a curated record
AUGUAUAUAGGUUAUCCGGUUAAAGAGGACUCUUCUGUCUUUGUCUCCACUGUAGCCAUUGCCUCAGGAGAGGAAGACAAGGUGUCCUUUCAUAAGGCCAGCGGUGACACCCCACAGGAGUACAUAAUGUUUGUGAAGUGGAAGAAAGUUGUGUAUGUUGAGCCAUCUAGGAGAGUUAAAGAAAUACUCGAAGAAGAGCUUUCUUUCCGGAAAGAAGCGUGCCAUGUCAAACACCCAGCUGCAGCGGCUCUGGAAGGAAUUUGGAGUGUGAAAAAGAAUUUCUCCCUUGGAAACCUGAAACAAGUGUCGCAGAACAGAAACGGUUUACUUUUACAGCCACAAUUCUACUCAAGGCAUGGAGGAACGAAAAAUUGCUGAACUUUAGUGCUGUGGAGACCUGAGCCUGUUUUGAUGUCUCAAAUCAAACAUCAAAAUGCCUAGCUGCCUUUGGAAAUGUAGAUCGGUAUUUCUAAAAUUUUGAAGAAAGUUCUGCUUGGAUAGGGAGCUGUUUCCUCUUUGCUUGUUUUUUAUUCAUAUCCUCAUGCUGCUUUUUAAUCUGAUGUUGUAGUAGCCAAAUCUGAUCCGUAUUUCAGCCAGUGAUGAGUCUGUCACAAUCCAAAGACUACAAAAUGGUUUUGCUGACAAGAACAUGCUACUGUGAAACUUGACAUUUUCAUAGGCUUCUCUGUUGCAAAGUGAUUCUAAGUUCCAGCAGAAGAUUAUAAUGUAAUUUAAG